Molecule: messenger RNA, 2008 nt
Organism: Phoenix dactylifera (date palm)
Lineage: Eukaryota; Viridiplantae; Streptophyta; Magnoliopsida; Arecales; Arecaceae
Product: leucine aminopeptidase 2, chloroplastic-like
Biological process (GO): proteolysis
Cellular component (GO): cytoplasm
Molecular function (GO): manganese ion binding; metalloaminopeptidase activity
Source: RefSeq, a predicted model, not a curated record
GCAUCUUGCGUGCGGAUCUAGCCGUUGGAUACCAAGCCUCGAUGCUUUCGAUCACUUAAUUAAAUAGCGGAGCCCCCACGCUUGCUACGAUGGCCGCUGCCGUCGCCGCGACUGCUGCCGCUGUCCUGGCAUCGCGUCUUUCGACUCUUUCCCCCUCUUCCUCUUAUCAUUUCUCCUCCUCGAUCUACUUCGCCGGCCUCCGUCGGCCUCUCUCAUUCUCCUUCCGCCGCCGCUCCGGCCAAUCCUUUCGCAUGGGGCACGUCACAGCCGCCACUCGCGCCACUCUGGGCCUCACGAAGCCCGCUGUCGUUGAGAUCCCGCAGAUUACAUUCGCCGCUAAGGAGAUUGACUUUGCAGAAUGGAAAGGAGACAUGCUUGCUGUUGCUGUCUCAGAGAAAGACAUGUCAAAGGACUCUAAUUCGAAAUUUGAGAACUCAAUCUUGAAAAGGCUAGAUGAGAAGCUUGGUGGUCUUUUGGCGGAAGCUUCAAUUGAGGAGGAUUUCACUGGAAAAGCUGGGCAGUCUACAGUUCUGAGGUUACCUGGUUUGGGUUUCAAAAGGGUAGGUCUAGUUGGGCUUGGGCAAUGUUCUCCUCCAUCCACCACAACUGCAUAUCGAGGCAUUGGCGAGGCUGUUGCGGCAGUUGCAAAGUCUGCCCAAGCAAGCAAUGCUGCUGUUGUUCUUGCAUCUUCCAAUGGGAUUUCAGAGGAGUUCAAGCUCAAUACCGCUUCAGCAAUUGCAUCAGGAACCAUGCUAGGAGUGUAUGAAGACAACAGAUUUAAGUCUGAUUCAAAAAAGACACACCUUAAAGCAGUGGACAUUAUUGGUUUGGGUUCUGGACCAGAGCUGGACAGGAAACUUAAGUAUGCAAGUGAUGUUUGCUCUGGAGUGAUUUUUGGAAAAGAGCUUGUAAAUGCACCAGCCAAUGUUCUUACCCCUGGUGUACUGGCAGAAGAAGCUUCAAAAGUUGCCUCAUCAUACAGAGAUGUUCUCACGGCAACAAUAUUCGAUGCAGAGCUGUGCAAAGAAUUGAAGAUGGGUUCAUAUUUAGGUGUUGCUGCUGCAUCUUCAAACCCUCCUCAUUUCAUCCAUUUAUGCUAUAAACCUCCAGAUGGUGAUGCGAAAAGAAAGCUGGCGAUUGUUGGGAAGGGUUUAACAUUUGACAGUGGUGGUUACAACAUAAAGACUGGGCCAGGCUGUUCCAUCGAGCUAAUGAAAUUUGAUAUGGGAGGUUCUGCAGCUGCUUUUGGUGCAGCAAAAGCCAUAGCUCAGAUUAAACCUCCUGGAGUGGAGGUUCAUUUUAUAGUUGCUGCGUGUGAAAAUAUGAUUAGUGGCACAGGCAUGAGGCCAGGUGACAUAGUCACAGCUUCUAAUGGAAAGACAAUCGAGGUCAACAAUACUGAUGCUGAGGGGAGGCUGACGCUUGCAGAUGCUUUGGUCUAUGCUUGUAACCAAGGUGUGGAAAAGGUAGUUGAUCUGGCAACACUAACUGGUGCUUGUAGAGUUGCCCUUGGGCCCAGUAUUGCAGGAUUUUUCACACCUAGCGAUGACCUAGCAAAGGAGAUUGUUGCAGCUUCAGAGAUCACAGGGGAAAAGUUUUGGAGGAUGCCAUUGGAGGAAAGCUAUUGGGAGUCAAUGAAAUCAGGCGUGGCUGAUAUGGUAAACACUGGAGGUCGUCAAGGCGGUGCCAUCACAGCUGCACUUUUCUUGAAACAGUUUGUUGACGAGAAGGUCCAGUGGCUGCAUAUAGACAUGGCAGGGCCUGUAUGGAAUGAUAAGAAACGUGCUGCAACAGGGUUCGGAGUGUCCACUUUGGUCGAAUGGGUUCUGAAGAACUCCUCUUAAGUUGAGUUUUCGAAUAGGAGUGGUGCAAGAUCUUGUCUUACCGAUAAGAUAACUGUAGUUACCUAAAAAAUAUUGUGAUAUUGAAAAGCAUCGACGAGCCUCAGUGCUUUUUUCUGAGCUGCGUUAAAUUAAUAGUAAGCAUUUUAAUCCUGAUUAUCUUUACC